AAAAAUCAUUAUAUUUUCUUCAUUCUUCUCAGUCCCUCCCUCCAUAGUAAUUUCUGAAAAUUCCGUUGAUAAAAAAAUGGGGAUAUUUGAACCUUUUCGUGCAAUUGGAUACAUAACAAGCACUGUCCCUUUCUCUGUUCAACGUUUAGGCACUGAAACUUUCGUCACCGUCAGUGUUGGCAAAUCCUGGCAGAUUUACAACUGUGCCAAGCUCAGCCUUGUUCUUGUUGGCCCUCAACUUUCAAACAAGAUUCGGGCUCUGGCAUCUUAUCGUGACUAUACAUUUGCUGCAUAUGGAAAUCGUAUUGGUGUAUUCAAGCGUGCUCAUCAGGUGGCUACAUGGAUCAGACAUGAGACCAAGGUCAACUUGCUGCUUCUGUUUGGAGAACACAUCCUUAGUGUUGAUGUAAAAGGCAAUGUUUUCAUAUGGGCGUUCAAAGGAACGGAUGAAAAUCCUGCUCCAGUUGGUCAUAUCUUGCUAGAUGGCGAAUUCACUCCAAGUUGUAUUAUGCAUCCAGACACUUACUUAAACAAGGUGAUUCUUGGAAGUCAGGAUGGUUCACUUCAGCUUUGGAACAUCAGCACAAAGAAGAAACUUUAUGAAUUUAAAGGCUGGAAAACCUCUAUAUCUUGUUGCGUUUCUUCUCCCGCUUUAGAUGUCAUUGCUGUUGGCUGUGCCGAUGGAAAGAUUCAUGUUCACAACAUCCGUUUUGAUGAAGAACUUGUUACGUUUAGUCAGUCUACUCGAGGUGCUGUGACUGCUUUGUCAUUCAGAACUGAUGGUCAGCCUCUUCUAGCAUCUGGAGGUUCAUCUGGUGUCAUCAGCAUAUGGAAUCUUGAAAAGAGGAGACUGCAAUCUGUUAUUAGAGAUGCUCAUGAUAGUUCUGUGAUUUCAUUGCAUUUUUUUGCUAACGAACCAGUUCUAAUGAGUACAUCUGCAGACAACUCUAUAAAGAUGUGGAUAUUCGAUACAACUGGUGGUGAUCCUCGUUUGUUAAGGUUUCGAAGUGGACACAGUGCACCACCUCUCUGUAUAAGGUUUUAUGCUAACGGGAGACACAUUCUAUCGGCUGGUCAAGAUCGUGCUUUCCGCCUUUUCUCUGUUAUUCAGGAUCAACAAAGUAGAGAACUUUCUCAGCGUCAUGUAACCAAAAGGGCAAAGAAACUCAAAUUGAAGGAAGAAGAAAUAAAGUUGAAGCCUGUGAUCGCAUUUGAUGUUGCUGAAAUUAGGGAAAGGGAUUGGUCAAAUGUUGUUACAUGUCAUAGAGAUACUCCGCAUGCUUAUGUCUGGAGGCUACAAAAUUUUGUGCUUGGAGAGCACAUUCUGACACCUAGCACAGAUAUUAAAGCUCCGAUUAAGGCAUGUGCUAUCAGUUCAUGUGGCAACUUUGCAAUAUUAGGCACAGCAGGUGGUUGGAUUGAGAAGUUUAAUCUUCAAUCGGGCUUGAGCCGAGGAUCUUAUGUGGAUGUUUCAGAAAAAAGUUCUGCUCACAGUGGAGAGGUGGUUGGUGUUGCUUGUGAUUCAACAAACUCCCUACUGAUCAGUGCCGGAUAUAAUGGUGAUAUAAAGGUUUGGAGUUUUAAAGGACGUGAGCUGAAAUCCAAGUGGGAAAUAGGUUACACAGUGGUUAAGAUAAUCUACCACCGUUCUAAUGGUCUUUUGGCUACUGUUACGGAUGAUUUAGUUAUUCGUAUGUUUGAUGUUGUUGCACUAAAACUGGUUCGUAAGUUUGAAGGUCAUACUGAUAGAAUCACUGACAUUUGUUUUAGUGAGGAUGGAAAAUGGCUUUUGUCGUGUAGUAUGGAUGGCACUCUUAGGAUUUGGGAUGUUAUUCUAGCAAGACAGAUUGAUGCUAUACGUGUUGAUGUACCUAUCACUGCUUUGUCUAUGUCACCAAAUAUGGAUGUUUUGGCAACAACUCAUGUUGAUCAGAAUGGUGUCUACCUGUGGGUAAACCAGACGAUGUUUUCUGGACCCACACAUAUUGAUUCAUAUGGAAGUGGAAAGGAAGUUGUGAAUGUUAAAUUACCAUCCAUAUCUUCAGUAGAGGGUUCAAAAGAUGACGUUUCUGAUAAACCUGCUUUAAGCAACUCUCAGCCUGAAGCCAUUACUCACGUUACACUGCUUGAUCAACAAAUCCCAGACCUAGUCACACUUUCACUGUUGCCUAAGAGUCAGUGGCAAAGCUUGAUAAAUUUGGACAUCAUAAAGGCCCGCAACAAGCCAAUCGAGCCUCCAAAGAAACCUGAAAAGGCACCUUUCUUUUUGCCUUCGAUACCAUCUCUCUCUGGUGAAAUAUUAUUUAAAGCAAGUGAAACGACUAAUGAUAAGGCCAUACAAGCUGAUCAGCUUGAUAAAUCUACUCGGAAUACAGAUUUUUCCUUUUCGCCGUUUGUACAGUUUCUCAAGUCAUCUGCUGAAACGAAAAACUUUGAGGCGUACACAGAUUAUCUAAAAAGUUUAUCCCCGUCCACAUUGGAUAUGGAAUUAAGGAUGCUUCAGAUCAUUGAUGAUGAUGAUGAUCAAGAACCUGAAAAGAGACCAGAGCUACUUGUCCUUGAACUUAUACUCGAAUAUUUAAUACAUGAAAUCUCAUGCAGAAACAACUUUGAGUUCAUACAGGCUCUAAUUCGACUGUUCUUGAAGAUACAUGGUGAAACUAUCAGACGACAAUCCAAGUUGCAAACCAAGGCCCAGAAGCUUUUAGAAGCUCAAUCUGCUGUCUGGCAGAAGUUGGAUGGGUUAUUUCAGAAUACAAGAUGCAUGGUUACAUUUCUUAGUAACUCACAGUUUUGAUAUGUUUACUACACAUAUGCUGUGCGGCUUAUUUUGCCUUUUCACCGAGGUCUUUUGAUCUGAGAAAAGAGAUUUAUAUCGAAGAGUUCUCCACAUGCCACAUGGAAUAUGAGCCUGUAAUGUUUAACUUGGUGACAAUUGAAGAACACCAAGCAUUACAGAAAAUAGGAUAGAUUUUGAUGUAUUAGCCGAAUGAAGUGAAAUUUCGUCAGUUUUUGAUUAGUCCUAAAUUGACAAUUUGGUGGACAGCUCUCAAUGAAGUAAUGUUUUUUGGGUUUAAAUGAUACUGUAUUACUGUUGUAGCUCAGGCUCUUUUGGAUUACAAGCACACGUUUUGUGAA
Erigeron canadensis is the source of this 3138-nucleotide messenger RNA. Its product is annotated as U3 small nucleolar RNA-associated protein 21 homolog. Gene Ontology annotation, biological process: rRNA processing. The coding region runs from base 77 to 2797 and encodes 906 amino acids. Gene Ontology annotation, molecular function: protein binding. Gene Ontology annotation, cellular component: small-subunit processome; Pwp2p-containing subcomplex of 90S preribosome. NCBI's taxonomy places the organism in Eukaryota, Viridiplantae, Streptophyta, Magnoliopsida, Asterales, Asteraceae. The transcript is spliced from 18 exons. The record is from RefSeq and is a predicted model, not a curated record.